Molecule: messenger RNA, 6638 nt
Organism: Acanthochromis polyacanthus (spiny chromis)
Lineage: Eukaryota; Metazoa; Chordata; Actinopteri; Pomacentridae
Gene: gse1b
Product: Gse1 coiled-coil protein b
Source: RefSeq, a predicted model, not a curated record
UCGAGCGGAGCAGGACGCCCAUUGAGAAGCGCAUGUACUGGCUCAAACGCCCCUACCAGUGCGACUCUCGCCGGGUGCCACAGGAGUGGAACAUCUCCUACGACCUGGAGAGGAGGAUCAGUGUUAGCAGCCAGAACUACGACGGAGGCGCAGAGUCUGAUUUCUCCUCUUUUUCUGAGAACGAGAACAUAUCAGACCAGGAGAUGGAUUUAGUCGACAGAGUCGGCGUGGGCAAAGACAAGUGUGUGAGAGCAUCUGGCAAGUCGUCAAGAGACGGUAGCAGGAAAAACAAUGUCAUCAGUAUUAAAAACAGUCCAGAUUCACAGCGGGCGCUGCGCUACCCGGCGGGUGUUUAUGGGGCGCAGGGAUCGCCAAAAGCGGAAAAUGUUCUGCUGGGGAGGCGCGGUGCUAAAAUUACGAGUAAUGUCUGUCAAUCAUCAGAAUCUCUGGCAAAGUCCCAGGAGAGAUUCCCCCAGCGAUGCUAUGACAGUCCUCUCUCUGACACACCUGUGCAAGACAACGGGGUCAUUAUGCGCAACAGGCGAUGGCUGGAGGAGGAGAAUGUCAGACAUGUGGAGCCGCGUCAGAUCCAGCGUGUUGCCGACAGCAGCUGCGCUCCGUCCAGACAUCCGUCGCUGCUGUACCGAGGAAGAGGUGAGGAGAGCUCCAACGCUGCGCUGUCCUCUGUUGGCACUGUUGCCAUCACUCCACAGUACAGCAUGACUGUUCCCAGAGAGAGUAAUAACUCUGACAACUCUGAUGAAGAUGAGAUUAACAUCACAAGUGAUGAUGACAGAGACAUGUAUGACAGAAAAACAGGCCCAGCAACUCAGCUUAAAGCUACCCCAGAUGUUUCACCCAGAAAGAGUGGGCAGCAGCAUCAUCGCCACACUAGAGACUCCAGUCCAGAGGAGUGUGUGUGUUACAUCUGUGGCACUGGGCUCAGGCAUGGCGGUCGUUUUAAAGUCAGUGUUCAGAAACAGGAGAGAGCUCAGGGAGAGCCCUUCUUUCCCUUCUUGUGGCUUCACUCUGCUCCCAGGGGUGCAGUGCCUAUCAGUCCAGCAGGUACGACCCUGGUCUGUGGGAGCUGCCACACCUCCCUCAUGCAGCAGUGGCAGAGCUUCCAGCUGGCUGAUGUUCCUGUCCUCCAACGGCUGUAUGUCGUCCCCCUCAACCAGUCCAGCGGUGCUCUCCAUCCUUCCCAGCCUACUUCACAUGACGGAAAACCUCCUGGGUCCAUGGAGCACACACCAGAACCUAAGUCUUCCCAGGAGGCCUGUUUCCUCUGUGGUCAGGAUUGCAGAGGAGAUAUGAGAGUAGCUUAUGCACAAGCUGGUGUUGGUAAAUCCCGUGGUGUGAUGUAUUUUCCUUUUAUCAACAUGCUGCCUUGCCCACCUAAUGCUCAGGGAGUGAGGAACGGCCGUGUACACUGCUGCCCACAGUGCCACUUUAUCCUGGAGGAGAUCUGGGGAGCAUAUCGGCUCAGCCUCAGUGAGGACCUCAUCACCUCUGUCAGCUCCUUCCUGGUCAGGUACCACGCUGCCAUGUCCAUCGAUGGGUCUGGACCAGCCCACUCUCAGACAGGGGUGACAUCGCGACCCAGCACCUCCAUGUCAGUGUGUUACCUGUGUGGGGCUGAGCUGUGUGCAGGAGGGGAGUACCAGCUGCAUGUCAACCCGCCUGGUCGCUGUGGGGAGAGGGAGCCUUUUUUCCCAUUUCUCACUGUCCACACUCCCGCUCCCCACGCCAAACCAGUGGAUGCCACAGGUCUGGUGUCGGCCUGUAACCUUUGCUACCAUGACCUGCAUGCUCAGUGGGCCCAACAUGAGAGUAAGGGCCUGGGUCCCUCCACCCCGUCUACCUCUAGCUUAUCCAGUGCCAACCCCCAGCCACCCAGCUCCCCUUGGGCCCGUCAGUACAGCUGUGAGGCUUUUGUGUGUUUCUUCUGCAGGCAGGAGCAGCGCAGGCAAGGCAGGCUGUGCGCGGUUACUGUGGCCAGGCUACCCGUGUUUUUGUACGCCCCUCGCAGCACACGCACGCUCCUGGUGGACGACGGCAGGAGGCUGGUGAUUGGCUCUUGUGUGGAAUGUAAGGCAUUGGUACAGGUGGGACAGAGCAUGCAGCAGGACAGGGCAAGCCUGGGACCUGGAGCAUCAGACGGGGAGAGGAAAGACCAGGAAUCAGCCACACCACAGUCUAGACAUAAGGCUGUGAUCGAGGGUGCAGCUGGAGCCAUAAAGGAGGCCGACUCAGGUUCAGGGCCCUCACAACCUGCAGGCGAACACACUCCUUCUCGCCCAGUGACAUUGGAGCCAGAGAGAGCUGACCGCCCACUUUCCAGCAUGAGCCAUGAGCCAAAGUCACCAUCGUUAGGAAUGAUCUCCACGGCGACCCGUACCACGGCGACGGUCAGCCCACUCACCCCGUCGCCUCUCAACGGCUCCAUCGUAGCCAAUGGAAGCCCAGCUGCCCAGUCAGCUCACUCUGGAUUUGCUGCUGCCCUCCGUAAGCUGGCAAAACAGGCCGAAGAACCUCGAGCUGCGUCCUCCAUCAGCAGCGAGUCAUCACCUGUGUCCUCACCGGCCACCAACCACAGCUCUCCAGUCAGUACACCCAAAAGGGGUCCCCUCGGUCCAGGACCCGUCCUGGUUCCCCCAGCGGGCCACAGUGUGCCAAACACUCCACCUGUAGUCACCAUUGCUCCAACAAAGACUAGCAACGGCCUGUGGAGGAACGAAGGACGCCAGGCUGACUCGGGGCCUCGUGGGGCCAGCAGGGAACGUCUGGGUGCAGAGGGAACCCUCUCCCAGGAAAAGGGUGGCCCCUCCGUCCCCGCUCACCUCCUGGGAAACCCCUAUGCCUUUGGUCUCACCCCCGGUGCUGUCAUGCAGGAUUCACGUUUUCAGCCUCUUAACCUGCCCAGACAGUUGCCUAAUGCGGUGCCUCCUGGCCCUGUACCAGAGGAGUACCUGCGGGGUUUCCGGCCCUAUGCCACGACUGAGGAUGUCCUACGGAUGCCCUCUUUGCCCUUGGGCCUGGACCCAAGCUGCUGCAGCUGCGUACUACCAUCCAGCUACCUGCCUCACCCCUCCUUCACGCCAUACAGGAUGGAUGACCCGUUCUGCCUCUCUGCUUUGAGGUCGCCUUUCUAUUCGCUGCCAGCAGGGGGAGCUUUACCCCUCCAUCCCUCUGCUGUUCACAUGCACCUUCCAGGGGUCCGUUACCCUGGAGACUUUACACAUCCCUCACUGUCAGCACUGCAGUCUGAGAGGCUUCAGCUGGAGGAUGAGCUGCGGCAGCGGGAGCGGGAGCGUGAACGAGAACGCGAGCGUGAAAAAGAGAGGGAGCGCGAGGCGGAGAGAGAGAAAGAGCGGGAGAGGGAACGAGAGAGGGAAAGGGAACGGGAGAAGGAGCUGGAGAGGGAAAGAGAGCGAGAGAGAGAACGGGAGAGGGAGAGAGAACGGGAGAAGGAGAGAGAGCGAGAGAAGGAGCUGGAGAGACAGAAGGAGAGGGCACUGAGGGAGAAGGAGCUGCAGGCGUCCAAGGCCAUGGAGAACCACUACCUGGCUGAGCUCCAUGCCAUGAGAGGACAGGAGGGAACGAAACCAAGCCUGAGAGGACUAACCCCUAAUCGGGCUGACAAAACCAAAGAGCCCGCUCUUCCAGCUCCCAAACCUGUCCCACCAGGAAUGCACUCUUCAGUGGUCCAAUCACAUCAUCCUGUCCCUGGUCUAAUACCAGGUCACCUCUACAUGGGGCCCAGUACUGUAGGAACAGGGCUCACAGCCUCAAUGAUCACUCAGAGGACCAAUGAGGAGGAGAGGUGGUUGGCGCGGCAACGUAAGUUGCGGCAGGAGAAAGAGGAUCGUCAGUACCAGGUGUCUGAAUUCCGCCAGCAGGUUCUGGAGCAGCACCUGGACUUGGGCCGACCAGCCGACACGCCUGAUCACAGGACAGAUUCACACAGAUCCAUACCAAAUCACCUUGAACCAGGAAGCCGGGAACUCCACCCUCACUUAGGCGCCCCUCCGCCCCUCAUCUCCCCCAAACCUCCACAGCCGCCACGUGACCACCACCCUCCGCCUCCCACCACCCUGUGGAACCCUGCAUCUCUUAUAGAAACAGCCUCAGAGUCUAGACGCAACCACGAGCCCUCAGGGAUGGGACACUAUGAGCUCAGUCGGCUGCCUCCAGGGCCUUCCAAAUAUGAGGAUAUACCCCGAAGGAGAGAUGGGGGAGCUAUGGAAAAAUAUCCCCCUCUGAGAGGUCCUCCAGGUCUGCCAGAGCCCAGCACAUUCCUUGCUGAUCUUGAGAAAUCCACGCAGACAUUCUUAAGCCAGCAGAGGGCAUCGCUGUCUCUGUCCAGCCAGUAUGAACUGGAGGGAACCAUAAAAAGCAAUGCUGGACUAAAGAGCCUGCAGGGACACCCGGGGCACAGUAGACAUGGACAAGGGUUAGGAAUGGUUCCUGUGCCAGGGAUGGGACAAGUAACCACGCUGGGGAUGGGUCCGGACACAAUGCUGAUAUAUGAUGAGUUCCUUCAGCAGCACCGGAGGCCUGUCAGCAAGCUGGACCUGGAAGAGAAGAGGAGAAGGGAGGCCAGGGAGAAAGGUUACUACUAUGAGCUGGAUGACUCAUAUGAUGAGAGUGAUGAGGAGGAGGUGAGAGCCCAUCUCAGAAGAGUAGCAGAGCAGCCCCCACUCAAGCUGGAUGACUCCACAGAGAAAUUGGACUUUCUGGGAGCAUUUGGACUGACCACAAUGGGCCGGCGGGAUGAGCUGGUGCAACAGAAGAGAAGGAAGAGAAGGAGGAUGCUCAGGGAGCGCAGCCCCUCGCCACCCGCCUUGCAAUCGAAACGCACUCCCCCUCCUCCUCAGCUCAGCACGCGUUUCACCCCCGAGGAGAUGGACCGAGCACCAGAACUGGAGGAUAAGAAGCGGUUCCUCACCAUGUUUAGACUGUCCCAUGUCACAAUACAGCAGAGAAGAGAUAAUGAAAGGGUAGUGGAGCUGCUUCAGGCCAUUAAAGAAAAGAGUGUAACCUUGGAUACCAUCAGACAUGCACCUCAUCCGCUGUGUAAGAGCCCUCAAGCACAGAACUCUGAUCCAGCAUUUGGCCAGCCUCCCUCUGAAUCAGAAGACCACCACAAUGUCAGACCACAUAGCCCCUCCUCACAUUGCCCAGCAUCCCCCAAUGGACACCCAAAACCCCUUGGAGACACAUUAAGACCAAAGGCACCCCCUUCUCCAGCUGUCUACCCAGACAAGGCCCGGGGGCCCAGUGAGGGACCGAUCUCAAAGAGGAGCUCCAGCCUACUGAACAGCUUGCGGCCCCCGCUCCCCCUGCAGGCUAAAGAGGGUCUUCACAGCGUCAACGGACGCACAAAACCCUGGGACGGCUUCACCCCAGAGGAAUUUGCCCAGCAGUUCCACGAAUCUGUGCUUCAGUCCACUCAGAAAGCUCUACAGAAACACAAAGGUGGAGCCAUAGGGGCUUCGGAGUCGUCCCACCUCCAGGAGUCCUCUGUUCACUACAACAUUCCAGAGCUUCAGAGCGCUCCCGGCCGACCGCCGCAGCCUCAUUCACAGUCUCACUCAAAUGCUCCGUCAUUUCCCCAUCCAAUUUCUCACUCUCACCCUCAGCCCAAUGGGCAGCACUUCUCCGUGCCCUUACACAGGGAGGCCUCAGGGAUGAGGGAGGACCUGUCUGGUCCAGAGGACUCUGAGGACUCUGAGGAGGAUGAGGAGGAGGAGGUUCCAGUUUCCAAGUGGCAGGGGAUUGAAUCUAUAUUUGAAGCUUAUCAGGAAUAUGUUGAAGAGCAAAGCUUGGAACGACAAGUGUUGCAGAGCCAGUGUCGAAGACUAGAAGCUCAGAACUACAACCUCAGUCUGACUGCUGAGCAGCUGUCUCAUAGCAUGGGGGAGCUGAUGUCCCAGAGACAGAAGCUGGCUGUGGAAAGGGAGAAGCUACAAGCCGAGCUGGAGCACUUCAGGAAGUGUUUGACGCUGCCACAGACACACUGGCCGAGAGGCGGCCACUACAAAGGCUACCCUCCAAGGUGACCCCAACACACCGAUCUGAUGGCCCCCAGGCCCCAGCCACCUCCCCUUUCAGACUAACACCCAGAGUUUAUUUUUCAUGGCCUGGUCCUCAUAGCUCCAUGGCGGAGAAUAUGGCUGGCUAGAUGAGAUAAGUGAAUGAAUGAAUGGAGUGAGUGAAUGGAUAGAUAAGUGAAUGCACAGGAGACAGGACCAUUCAGUGAAGGACAGGCAGUCUUUUGGAUUGUGGCUAGCCAGGGACUGCACCACAAGCCACUACCGUGUGCCAAUGUAGCCAACCCUGAGAUCAGCGAGAGUACAGGGCAGUAGAACCUGAAGAUCAACACACAAAGGCACCUGCUUUUCACAUUCUUCAGUCCCUGCUGCUCUAUUGUUCAGUCCCUGCAGCCCUCGUCGCCACAGCUACACAGACAAUCCUGCCAAUGAGGGGGCAGCUACCCCUGGAGGGGUGUCGUCACAAGACUUGAAAGCUCCAAAUCUCCAAACAAAGGCUUCUGGUCAGUUCGGACUGAUUUUAUAACAGUGGCCAUGUGAGCUUUUGAACUGGAAAUGCACUUAUGAAUAAAAGCUGAAGAACUA